Molecule: messenger RNA, 2771 nt
Organism: Ochotona curzoniae (black-lipped pika)
Lineage: Eukaryota; Metazoa; Chordata; Mammalia; Lagomorpha; Ochotonidae
Product: adhesion G protein-coupled receptor E2-like
Exons: 18
Coding region: 64-2274 (736 amino acids)
Biological process (GO): cell surface receptor signaling pathway; adenylate cyclase-activating G protein-coupled receptor signaling pathway
Cellular component (GO): membrane
Molecular function (GO): G protein-coupled receptor activity; calcium ion binding
Source: RefSeq, a predicted model, not a curated record
GAAGCGCUUGUUCCAGUCACAGGCUAAGACAGCCUUCUUGUCUCGCUCCCUGAUUGCUACACCAUGCCUGACAGCUGUCUACUGCUACCACCAGUGCUGUGGGCCCUGCUGACUGCGUUGGGAGCUGCAGCCCAGAAACCCCAAGCCUGUGCCCCGUGGUGCCCUAGGAAUUCCAUGUGUGUCAACGCCACAGCCUGCCGCUGCAACCCAGGGUUCAAGGCCCUCUUUGGGGACGUGUUCACAGAUCCCACAGACACCUGUGAAGACAUUGAUGAGUGCGCCCCUCCCCGCUCCCUUUCCUGCGGGAGAUUCGCCGACUGUAAGAACGUGGAUGGCAGCUACUACUGCGAGUGCAUCCAGGGCUACGAGCUCACAUCCGGGGAGCGAAACUUCUCCACCGAGAGCCAGAACACAUGUCAGGACGUGGACGAGUGCAGCUCCGGGCAGCAUCAGUGUCACAGCUCCGCUGUGUGCAGCAACACCAUCGGGACAUACAAGUGCCGCUGCCGCCCAGGCUGGGAACCGGUGCCCGGGUCCCCCCACGGCCCAGUCAACACCGUCUGCCAAGCCAUCCUGUCCAACUGGACCCCGCCGCCUGGUGUCCACAGCCUGGCCCUCUCUCAAUUCCUUGACAGAGUGCAGGCUCUGAGCAGGGACUUCAAGACCACCUCAGCCAAGGACACCAUCCAGGACCUCAUGCAAAACGUGGAUGAGCUGCUGGAGGCACCGGGGGACCUGGAGACGCUGCCCCGCUCCCAGCAGCACUGUGUGGCCACUCACCUGCUGGCGUAUCAGGAGAGGACGCUGAAGUCCCUGAGCAAGUCGCUGCUCGCAGGAACAUUGACCUUCAACUACUCUGCAGGCACGGAACUGUCCCUGGUGGUGCAGGAGCAAAGAGUCGGAGACGUGACCUUGAGUCAACAGCAGGUGGAGAUGCAGCUGGACCGGAAACCUGCACAGGAAGCCGGUGACACAGGCCCUUCUGUGGUAGGCUUGGUCUCCACUCCAGGGAUGAAUAAGCUAAUGGCUGAGGCUCCUCUGGGCCUGGACCACGGAACGCCCAGGGGCUGGCUGCAGGGUCGCCCCCCCGUGCUGCUGUCGGACGUCAUUUCAGCCUUUGUGGGUGACAGUGACACCCAGAACCUCAGCUCCGCCGUCACCUUCACCUUCUCCCACCGCUUGGUGAUCCCAGGGCCAGAGCACCAGGUACUCUGCGUCUCCUGGGAGCGAAGCAACAGUGUGUGUGGCCAGUGGGCCGCUGCUGGCUGCAAGACAGAGGGCAGCUGGGACGACAGAACCACCUGUCGCUGCAGCCACCUGAGCACCUUUGCCGUCCUCAUGGCCUACUCGGAUGUACAGGAGCAGGACCCUGUGCUGGCUGCCUUCACCCGCGUCGGGCUGGGCCUCUCCCUCCUGUGUCUGCUGCUGGCCGCCCUCACCUUCCUGCUGUGCAAAGCUAUCCACAACACCAGCACCUCCCUGCACCUGCAGCUGACGCUCUGCCUCUUCCUGGCACACCUCCUCUUCCUCACGGGGAUCGACCGGACUGAGCCCAAGGUGCUGUGUGCCCUCAUCGCUGGAGCCCUGCACUUCCUUUACCUGGCCUCCUUCGCCUGGAUGCUCCUGGAAGGCCUGCACCUGUUCCUCACCGCUCGGAACCUCACAGUGCUCAACUACUCCAGGGGGAGCCGACUCACCAGGAAGCACCUGUUCCCUGUGGGCUACGGGAUCCCAGCUGUGAUCGUGGCCAUCUCAGCAGCGGCCAGACCUCACCUCUACGGAACGCCUGCCCGCUGCUGGCUACGCCCAGAGAAGGGGUUUCUGUGGGGCUUCCUUGGACCCGUCUGUGUCGUGUUCUCCAUCAACCUGUUUUUCUUCCUGAUGACCCUCUGGAUUCUGACACGCAAGCUCUCCUCCCUCAGCAGUGACGUGUCCACCUUCCAGAGCCAGGACACACGGAUGCUGACGUUCAAAGCCACGGCCCAGCUCUUCAUCCUGGGCUGUACGUGGGCUCUCGGCCUCCUGCAGGUGGGGCCCGCUGCUCGCGUCAUGGCCUAUCUCUUCACCAUCAUCAACACCCUGCAGGGGGUCUUCAUCUUCUUGGUCUACUGUGUCUUCAGCAAGCAGGUCCGCCAGCAGUACAGGAAGUGGAUUGGAAAGCUGAGAAGUUCAAGUUCCACAACGUCCGAGGCGUACAUGCUGUCCAGCAGGGCUACGUGCAACACCUCCAAGCCGGGCACGUUGAAUUAUGAACAAACUUCUCCUUGCCUGUGACACUCCUGGACUCUUUAAGCCACGAAGCAGAAUUUAAAUACAAUAAUACUUCAUGUACGUUUCAACGACCCUGUCAAGCCAGCCGUGCGAAGGGGGCCAGGAGGGCACACUUGGUGUCCCAGCUGCAGCCCUGAAGUCUCCGUGUGCUCACUGAGCUCCAAGCACUUGGUCCAGCUCUUCUGGGGCCCUUUCUCCAUCCUCUGCUCCUUGCAAAGACGCUUCUGGAAGCUGAAAUUCUCAGAGCAGGAAUAUCAGCCUCAACAAUGCUGGAAGGGACUGGGAUGUCAGAGGAGACAGAAGCAGGGCGGAGUGUGAGAGCCACACAAUCGUAGCAUCGGUGAGCAGAGACAAGCAGUCGGCCCUACCGGGACGGCCACUCACUGCGUGUGCGUGUGUUUCUGGAGAGAAUAGAUACAUACAGAAUACAAGUAAGGAAAAUGUUCUGUGUCAACAUAGUAAGCAUUUAAAUGAGUUUAAAAUGAAUAUUAAACCAUUUU